Molecule: messenger RNA, 1899 nt
Organism: Sphaeramia orbicularis (orbiculate cardinalfish)
Lineage: Eukaryota; Metazoa; Chordata; Actinopteri; Kurtiformes; Apogonidae
Gene: syngr2a
Product: synaptogyrin 2a
Exons: 4
Coding region: 107-781 (224 amino acids)
Cellular component (GO): neuromuscular junction; synaptic vesicle membrane
Source: RefSeq, a predicted model, not a curated record
UUGUCAGGAAGCUGUGACUGACAAAACGAAACUCUCCCAACUUUAACAGGAAGAGUUUUCAACUUGUCUUUUAACAGUAACUGUCUUUAAAACAAAAACAAAAAACAUGCAAGGCAGCGCUUACGGAGCCUCGCUGGCCGGUGGGGCCUUUGACUUAGAGAGUUUUUUGAAACAGCCUCAAACUAUUUUGCGCUUCCUCAGCUGGAUAUUUUCCAUUGUUGUCUUUGCCACAAUCACAGCUGAAGGCUAUAUCAACCCUAUCACGCAAGCAAAUGGCAAGUGCAUGUUCAAUGACAAUGACAGCGCCUGCAGCUUUGGCGUAGGAAUCGGGAUCCUGGCGUUCUUGGCUUGUGUGGUUUUCCUGUUACUUGAUGCCUACUUCCCCCAAAUCAGCAAUGCCAAAGAGAGGAAAUACAUUGUUAUUGGAGACUUGGGCUUUUCAGCGUUUUGGACGUUCCUGUGGUUCAUUUGCUUCUGUGUCCUGGCCAACCAGUGGUCCAAAACUCCUGACAGGACUGCUGUUGCUGCUGACGCCGCCCGUGCUGUUGUGGCCUUCUCUUUCUUCUCAAUCAUCACCUGGGGUCUGCUGUCCUUCUUUGCUUAUCGAAGGUACCAAGAAGGCGUGACCGAUUUUAACGAGGAGUACAGAGAUCCAGCCAAUGACCACAGUUCUCCGUACCCAGCUGGUCCGUAUCCCAGCAGCGGCCCCACAGGAUACCAGCAGUCGCCUUUCUCCCACAGUUCGGAGAAUCCUGGAGAUUACCAGCCACCCGCUUACUGAGGGACUGACAUUCAAACCUGUGAAUCCAUCAGGGGAGUUUUCUUUUCCAGACAAAGAUGUGUGCCGACAGUUCAUUAACAAUUUGGACUGCUCUUCGCACUCCGAUUUUCCCUACUGCAGAAUGUUUUUGCAUAUUUUUGGGUGCACUGAUUUGUUUGUAGUUUCUUUUGUUGUUGCAUUGUUUGGUGGGUGUCUGUUGUGUGCUUCGAUCCAAACCCUGCUAAUAUUGUUGAAGUGAUUGAUUUGGUAAGAGCACGGACAGCUGUGCCAUGUUAUGUUGUAUUUCUACCAAAACAACUGUACUCAGUGCCCCUUUAAUUUAGUUUUAGUGCACUUUGAAACUUGUUAGUAUCAAGGCACUAAGGAGAAAAUAGGAUGUGGAUUUGCUUUAUAUCUUGAACAUUUGAGUUUUUUCAUGUGUUUGUUAUUGAAUAGUGCAUAAACAUAUUGUAAACUUCCUGAUAUGCUGCAGUUCAAUAAUUUAAUCUUAACAAUACAAACCAAAAAUGUCCUUUUACAUAUGACUAUGCCACAGGCUGAUGUUAUUUUAUCAGUGGAUGCAGUGAAAAUGUUCCCUGAGAAACUGCCGUAAUGGCAUCGUAUUCUUUAAAAUUUUUGUCUAAUCAACCACUGAAAAAUGUCUUUUGUGCACUUGAACAACAAUUCACUUCUUUAGGGUAGUUUAUUGUUAGAAUCCAAUCUAAUAUUGUUAAUUUUAUUGUCAAAUCUUAUACAGUUGAGUGUUUUUUAGGGGGGGUUAUUUUAAUUUAAGGUAGCAGAUCACGCCAAUUACACAGAUAUCAGCUACCUCUAAAAAAGUGCGUUCCUUUAUUUCAGUUACACAUUUUUGUUUUUAAAUGUCUCCACCACAGUUUGAAUGCAGGAUUUCAAUGAUUUUUGUGGAAAAUAUUUAUUAUUAUUACUUAAUCCUUUUGGCCCAGGUACACAUGACAAUCACACUGUAAUUGUUUCCUAAAUUGCCACUUUCUUGUGCUUUUCUUUUUCUCACACUGUGUUCAUUGCUUACUGUUGUACUCAAAAGCUUUACAGUAAAUCAAGUGCCUUAUACAGUGUUCUGUAUUACCAAGGUUUUGCCAAAUAAAACAUUCACAUUUAAA